AUCCAGGUGUCAGUGAAACAAAAUGCCGCAAAGUUGUGUUGCACCCGGGUGCCGUAAUGUUGGUUACGAAAAGAAAGACAUCUGCUAUUUUGUCCUGCCUGCAAAUGCCGCAAAACGUAAACUUUGGCUCAAUUCUCUGAAGUUCAAAAAUCCAAGCUCAGUGUCAAAACACGCAAGGGUUUGUAGUGAACACUUCGAGCCCGAAUGCUUCUUACGUGACCUGCAAGCUGAAUUGUGUGGUGGAAAAGCACGAAGAAAACUAAGAGAUGAUGCUGUACCCAGUAUAUUCGAUUUUUCGGAGUACCAAAAUGCAACAGUAAAUGCCAGAGCGCUGCCGACGAGAGACUUACCUGCAGGACGUGUGCAUGAUGCGGUCGUCGAAAGGAAGAAGAGAGCAGCUGCUAGAGCCCAAAAACAGUUCGUAGCAGAGAUUCACAAUACAAUAGAUUCUGAAAUGAUAGUCCAGAAGAGAUAUACCAUGCCUCUUGAAAUAAUAACCCAACAUGGAGCAAGACCGUUCAAAUAUCAGUAUUUUGAAAAGAUGUUUAAUGUUAAACAGAGUGAUAUGCAACAUGAAGUGAACCAAACGAGAAAAAACCCAUUCAAAUGCCAAUAUUGUGAAAAGAGAUUUAGUAUCGCACUGAGUUGUAUACAACACGAAAGGACUCACCAUGGAGAAAACUCCUUCAAAUGCCAGUAUUGUGAUAUGAGUUUUAGUGUCAGAAGUAGCUGUACACAACAUGAAAUGAUUCACAGAAGAGGAAAACCAUUCAAAUGCAAAUUCUGUGAAAAGGGUGUUCAGUUUAAACCUAGAUGUAUACAGCACGGAAGGUCUCACAGUGGAGAAACACCAUACCAAUGCCAGUAUUGUGAAAAGAGCUUUAUUGUAAAAGAUCAGCGUAAACGCCAUGAAUUGAUUCACACUGGGGAUUCACUUCACUCUUUGGGAAAGGAAAAACCACAUGGGACUGAGGCUUCAGUUCAGUCUUUCAAAGAGGAAAUUCAAGUUGAAGAUGUAGCACAUGAGACAAAGGAACAGAGGGAAUCUAACACAGAAGGCAUAGUCAAAAGGGAGUUUAACGAUGACAUUGCUCCAGAAGUGAGGCUUGAACUUGAAGAAAUAUAUCCUGUUGCAAUGUUUAGAAAUGUUUUUGCAGAUGCUGGUGUAUAAUGGCUGGUAAUACUAGUACAUAAAUCUAGAUUAGAGCUGGACCUUUAAGAAUACAUUUAUAGCUUUAAGUAACUUAAAGUUAUUAAAAUAUGUCAAAUAUUUAGGAAUGGGGUAAUUGAUUAAACUGGUAAAAUAAAUUUCAUUAUUCUAUGACUGCAUGUUGAAAGAAAAAUGAAUGUAAUUAAAAGGACUUGAUUCUCCUUGUCAUUGAUCAGUUUCUUGAAUGUUGUUCAGUGUUUAACAAUGCAUGUGCAGAAAGUGACAAAAGUAAACAUUUUUUUUUAGUAUUUUGGAAUAAAGGAGGCAAAAAUGAGGUUGGAAGACAUUGCAAAUUUUGCAAAUCAAAGUGAAGCAACGCUUUUAUUGUAAAUUAUCUAGAAAAAAAUAAAAGACUAGGUUCAAUACUUCCAUAAGAUGAAAGCCAAAAUUUGCUGUGUGAUUGUUAGGCCAUUCAGAACAGAAGAUCCAAGGAUCUACAGAUCAAAUAUGGCGGACCUUACAUGAAAGAAUAUCCGACUAAUCCGCUGAUGGUCUCCCGACCUCCACAUGCCUGUCCUUGCAGGGGUCUAGCCCAAACCUCGGAGCCGUGAUUUAAUCAGUCUAAAGCACAUGCAGAAGCGGAGAGACCAUU
Messenger RNA from Lingula anatina, 1802 nucleotides. RefSeq lists its product as uncharacterized. Gene Ontology annotation, cellular component: nucleus. Gene Ontology annotation, biological process: regulation of gene expression. The record is from RefSeq and is a predicted model, not a curated record. NCBI's taxonomy places the organism in Eukaryota, Metazoa, Brachiopoda, Lingulata, Lingulida, Lingulidae.